CACCCCACUAGCACUUGACUGCACAUUCAGAAACCAUAGAGGCAAAGUGCUCAUUAUCUCCACCGUACCUUUUUGCUUUCCCGUAUUAUAUCGGGAGUUUGGGAACACCUACCAUCCGAAGAUUAGACAACGGGGCACUGCUCUUCAGCUAUAUAAACCUGGAUAUACAAUGUUUCGAUGGAGUGUUCAAGUAAUGGAAAGGCUAGAGAGGAUCAGGGGAAGAAGCAAGAAGAUGAAUUCCAAGAUAGUAGGCAGGACUUCAUUGCUUGUUCUUCUUCUCAUUGUUCUGUUAGGGCUUUUGGAGGAAAGGAGAUAGCGAACGAAAAGGCUCACAAGGUGCAUCCCAGUGCUGCUUCUGAAAACCGAGCAAUUGGUUCUAGAGACAUGGUUAAGACAAACGACUACGGACGCUACGACCCGAGUCCGGCAUUUUCCAAGCCUCGCUUCAAGCUUAUACCUAACUGACUGACUGCUAGUUUGCUUUGUGGAGUGAUGUUAUAUACUUUUCACAAGCAUAUAACAUCACUCCAUAUAUCUACUGAGCGACGUGAAACUUGUUAACAAUAAUAUAUAUUACAUAGAUAGAUGGCAUAUGUGGAGUGAUGUUAGAUGCUUGUGAAAAGUAUAUAUGGAUCAUAGAUGGAUCCCAGACAUAGUCGUGUGUACUACAAUAUAGGUAACUUGUGUAAUAUCGAUGGCCUCAGUGCCUCUACUGAAUAUACUCUGCUGACUGCUUGUUCUAGUGUAGACAGUUGUCAGUGCUUCAGUUUGGUGAAACGUUAUGAUGUUGAAUCUUU
This is a messenger RNA of Panicum virgatum (switchgrass), 797 nucleotides long. RefSeq lists its product as uncharacterized. The transcript has 3 exons. The record is from RefSeq and is a predicted model, not a curated record. Lineage: Eukaryota; Viridiplantae; Streptophyta; Magnoliopsida; Poales; Poaceae. The coding region runs from base 178 to 465 and encodes 95 amino acids.